UACAUGAAAGCCGCUUCUGUGUUUGCAGAUAUACUCCUGCCCCACUGUGCACAGUGUAAACUAUAUAUACACACGUAUAGGCUGAUAGCACUAACAUACAACCUCAUGGCAGAGAGUGCGUGUUCAAGAAGACAUUCAGAGAACCAUAGGAUUCAGUUGAUCGUGAGUAGUGCGAUGGUCAACUUGGUUCUUGAUGAAUGUACAUAUGUGCGCGUAUCGGUACACUUCACGUUAAUUGCACAUUGAUAUAUCUACGAGCAGUUAAUUCUCGAUAACAGUUUUUUUCACAAAUAAUUUCAUUAUGCGCGAAAAGAUACAAUGAAAUCGAUGGGCCGCAAAAUCAUUUGGAUGUGUUUUGAACGAUGAACGGAUGAAGAGGGAUGGAACGGCAGUGCAAAUUGACGGGUCUUCUCGAAGAUGCCAUAAUCUCUGGACGAGGAUAAUUUUGCAGUAAUAAAAUUCAACGCAACAAUCAAAUCAUCAUGUUCUAUCCGCAGAGAGCGAUGCGACAGAUGUCGGAAAUCUCCUAUGUAGGAGGUUUCAAAUUGAUAAGAAUGUCAACUAAUCGAGAGGGCGAAACUGCAGUGACCAUCCCACUGCAGUAUAAUGAAGCUCAUUGGAAAGCUAUUUUUGAAAAGUAUGAUCUUGAUGGAGAUGGAAAAAUAUCACUACAAGAGUUAAAAGCGAUGAUAUGUGGUACAGAGUUCUGCAAUGAUAUUCCUACUGGGGUGGUCGACAAAAUAAUGCACAAGGCGGAUCUGGAUGAUUCUGGUUAUUUGGAAUAUCCAGAAUUCAUAGCAAUGAUCCACAGAAAGGACAUGCAAAAUCUAUUUGGACACCUCGUGCAACGAUAUGUGCAUUGUGUGAUACCUCAACGACCAACCCGCACGAUGAGGCAAACUUCUGUGGGCUCGAGGUAUUAUCCUCAGCGACAAAUCAGUAUUGUAAUGCACACACCACCACCUCCUCCUUCCCCUUCGAGCUUCGGCGAUUCUCCCCAGGCACUUAUGCUUAAUAGUCGCCACCGCUCUACACGUAUUACCGAUCUACAGCGCCUACAACAACAAACAAGUACAAUAACGGAAACUUCUUUGUACUCUAGCGACUAUCCGGAUGGGCUGUACGAAGAUGAGUACAGCUGUCGACCGCCGGCCAUAGCAAUGAUAAUCAUAUCGAUAAUAGAAAUCAUUUUAUUCAUAUAUGACGUGAUUAAGCACAAAUCUCUUUCUGUAGAAGGCCCGGCAGCUACAUUAUUUAUUUAUAAUCCGCACAAGAGAUACCAAGCCUGGCGAUAUCUAACGUAUAUGUUUGUGCAUGUUGGAAUCUUCCAUUUGGUCGUUAAUUUACUGGUACAAAUUAUGUUGGGUAUUCCGUUAGAAAUGGUUCAUAAGUGGUGGAGAGUGCUGAUAAUAUACAUAGCCGGAGUAGUGGCCGGUUCGCUCGGUACAUCUGUCUCUGAUCCAACAGUUUAUUUGGCCGGUGCAUCCGGCGGUGUGUACGCGUUGAUUACUGCACACGUGGCGACUAUCAUAAUGAAUUGGUCGCAAAUGGAAUUCGCCGUCUUGCAGCUGUUAGUGUUCCUUGUUGUCACGAGUGUCGACAUCGGCCAGGCUGUGUACAAUCGUUAUAUUCUCGACACCAACGACCAAGUCGGUUACGUAGCCCAUUUGGCAGGCGCUAUAGCGGGGCUUCUAGUCGGCAUAAACAUUCUUCGAAAUCUCGAGGUUCAAACUUGGGAGAAAAUCGUUUGGUGGGUCAGCAUGUUCACCUUUACAGGUCUCAUGACCGCGGCUAUCCUGUGGAAUAUAUUGUAUACCUCGUAUUACGAAUGAUAUUCCAAGUUUCGGUAUUUAUUGUGUUCGAGUUAUUUGCGUUCUACGCAUGUGGCUCGAAUAUAUUAUUAUUAAAAGAGAGUAGAAAGAGAAACAAAACCUGCCUUGCCUAUUGUAUGUAUAUAUUACACAAAUUCAUUAUAUAUGUAUAAAAAUAUAUAU
Messenger RNA from Nylanderia fulva, 1994 nucleotides. RefSeq names its product rhomboid-4 (gene rho-4). Gene Ontology annotation, cellular component: membrane. Gene Ontology annotation, molecular function: serine-type endopeptidase activity; calcium ion binding. NCBI's taxonomy places the organism in Eukaryota, Metazoa, Arthropoda, Insecta, Hymenoptera, Formicidae. The record is from RefSeq and is a predicted model, not a curated record.